AGAUGUCCCGGCGAAAGCCAUUCAGUGGCGACACUCACUGCCGUUCUUGUCGAUCUCUGGCGAUUACACGGCCGUUCGGUUUUCUUUGACGAGAGUGUGCAAGAGUGUGGGCGACGAGAGAUCGGUCUAACGCAUCGCGAGGUGUUUCGCGAAUAAUUAGUACGGUUUUUUUCCCGUCUGUUUUGACACGAGGAAACGAAGCGCGUUAAUCCCACCGCAGCACGCAGCGAUGUCGGACACACGGCGACGUCGUAAAUCCAAUCAGUCAUGUGGUUCGGACGAUCUCUCGGACUCGUACGAGGAGCUGAACGCGACGAAGGAGACCCAGAGUAGCGAACAGACUGAUGGACAUCAAGAUUCGGAAUGUGACAUUUAUGAAAGCGACUCUGAUGCCGAUUCGCAGGAAGGUGGAGAACAACGUGAGAGCGGGGAUGGGCAAGAAGAGGAAAAACCGCAGAAGAAAUUAGACGACGACGAAGACCGACGUAACCCACAGUACAUACCGAAACGUGGAACGUUUUACGAGCAUGAUGAUCGUACGACCGACGAAGUAACUGAUAAUAAUACAGAACAGCAGACGAAUGUAAAAGAAACCAAGGAAAAGAAGGUGUGGAAGGAUAAAGAAGAUAGGUGGGACCACGACCGAUACAAUGACGAAGAACAAGCUCCAAAGAGACCUGAAGAAUUGAUAGCGACGUAUGGUUAUGAUAUUAGAAAUGAAGAAGGACCACCUAGAGCUAGAAGGAGAAGAAGAUACGGUCGUGGACCAAACAAAUACACGAGGAAUUGGGAGGAUGAAGAUGCUUAUGGAAAGACUAUGCCUAGUAGAGGAAACAGUAGACGUUUUCAGAAAAAUAAUGAAGAUUUUCCUGCUCUUGGUAAUAAUAAGAACACUCCGAGCAAAGUAGAAGAACCUGUGAUUUCGUCGGCUUGGUACAGCAGCAAGAAUAAAACACAGAAUAAAACCCAAAACUUCCCGCCGCUUCAGUCACAGCAGGAUAAUGCAAAAUCUAAGCCUGCUACUUCCUCCAAUGCAUCCACAAACGAAAAUAAAUCAUUGGAUGAAUCCACCAAUACAUCUUGGAAAAAGGACAGUAGACAUGUUACUCAGAAUCAAAGUACAAAUGGAAACACUGGUUCUAGCAGUGACGUGGAUAAAUUAACUAAUAUUAAGCCAUCACCAAGAGAGAAUAACAAAAGGAAUACCCAAGAGUCUGUAAGCUUGAUCGCCAGUAGAACGCGUGGAAGAGGUUUCAAGCCCAAUGCUAAUAACAACAUGGUCACUAACAGAAUAGUUGAGAAUAAAUCGAAGGGACGUGGUCCAGGUCCAGUUACAGUAGAGAAUAGAAGAAAUAAUACUGUACAGCAUAAUGAAGAGCAUCAACUUGCUCACGAUAUGAAACAGCAACUUAAUAUUAAUGAUGGUAGUCAAUAUCAUCAGCCUGCACGACACAACAAAGGUUUUUUUACAUCCUCCAACCAACACAGAUCAAACACAGUACCACCUAGAAUGCAGCAGCAACAGCAGCAGCAGCAACAACAGCAACAAUCACAUCAGCAACAAACACACUCACAACAACAGACAAUACAACAGCAACAACAGGAUAAUUCUGGAAACAGACCUAAACGGUAUUCCAGUCUUCGUCAACGACCUACUAUUUCGGAAACUCCCGCACAACAGAAUUAUCCAUCUCAACAUGCUCAACAUGGGUAUUUUCCACCUCAAGCUGGAAAUUCAAGAGCCGUUCUAGAAUCUCAAGGUUAUCCCCAAGGUCAUUUUGAGCAGUCUUCUCCAGUCGCUCCAGCUGCAGCACCCAUGGCAGGGCAACCUGUUAUUCCUUUACCACCAGGUGGACAAGCUGCUAGUUAUCCGCCACCACCAUUCUUAGUACCACCACCGCAGUUUAUACCACCUCAAACGGCACCUCCUAGUAUAAUUAAUUAUGUUCCUGGUCCAAAUGGCCCGACGUUUCCACCAAACUUUCAAGGUUAUCAAGGAUAUAAUCCUUCCGUGCAGCCUCAGGGUCCACCGCCACCUCAAGAAUUAUUCCAACCGCAAGGGUGUACUUACUACAGUCCCGCGCAGCAGCAGCAGCAGCAGCAACAAACAGCUCCUAUACGGCGACCGAAAGCGGCGAUACCUAUUCUUCCACCACCUGAUAAUCAGCAGAGCGGCAGAGGAAGAGGUAGAAGCACUCAACAGUAUCAGAAUAAUCAAUCUGGUGGUGGUGGUAAUGGGCAACAGACUGAACAAGAAAUCAAGAGUGGAAACGCGGUAGAAAGUGAUGAGAAACCUGUGCCGGGACAAUUCGACAGUGCACAAAUCGAACAGCCGAGCCCAACGCCGAGUCAGGAAUCCCAGAAGAAUCUGGUUCCGGAUACAGUCAGAACAGUGAAUGAUGUAGAUGAAAAGGUAGAGAUGGUCACCAAUGCUGAUAUUCAUAUAAAGAUCGACACGUUACCUGUUAAAAAAGAUAAUCUGGACGAUAACGUUAGUGUUAAAGAACUAUUAGAAGCAACUUCUAACGAAAAGAACACGGUUUCGCACAGUCCAACGACAUUGGCUAGCGUCGAGACUGAAUUAGGUAAUAUCGAAUCUGCAAUUCCCGAAAGUACUAUCGUCGAGAAAGCUGCAGCCUAAAGAGCGUGAUUGUUAUCAUUUGCGCUUCGUAUUCACAUGAUGUUUUCUCCCUCUCGCUAUUUAUCGCGAAUUGAAGAGUCUCGAUCCGCGGAUUAUAUGCGAUGCGCUUGUGCGAAACAUUGCUUUGGAAGCAUCUAGUUCAUUCGUAUACUUAUAAUCGUAUAUUUAUUCUGUAAUGCAAAAGCGCCAUCUUUCGCUAUAGGAUCAGGGACGCAGAAUAAUUAUUAAUCAAGCCAAUUCAUAUUCGGGGAAGUGCGUUAGUGAAUGCACUAUAUUUUAUAACAGAUCAAGGUAUAUUAAAAUUAAAAUGCUCUCAAACGCAGUCACCUACAGUAAACUAAUUAAGCAGUAAAGCUAUUUGACAUAUACAUCGCAACAUAAAGCUUUAAGGCUAUUGAUCCGCCACUAUAGCUAUUUAUAUAUUAUUUUAAAAGAAAAAUCAUAUGCGAUUUAUUUCAUAGUAAGGAAUGUCGUGUGAGAGCGAUAUAAGUGACAGAUCGCGAAUUUGAUAACACAUCCCGUAUAUAUGGAUUUUAAAAUUAAUCUUUAAUAGAAGUCACAGAAAAAUUCUUUAGAUCUAGAUGACGUAUGUAUAAGGAUAGUCACAUCUACUCUCAUUACUAAUACUAUUGUUUUAUGGUAAUUGAUUUAUUUUACCAUUCAUAUAAUUUAUUUUGUGUAAUCCAAAUAAAUUAGUUUUUCACUGAUAUUAGUCUCAUGGAAUGAAAUACCUCGUACGGUAGAACAAACUGAUACACACAAUGUAUUCAUAUAAAUGAAAAAAUUCGUUUUAGUAGAAAAAAAAAGAUUACUGACAUCUGUAUUGGGAAAUUUUCUGCGAUUUUAUUGAAAUUGAUUUUUGCAGAAAGUAAUGAUUCAACAUGACUGCAGUGACGGAUUUGAAGCUUUGAAAGCUCUAUUGAUAAUUGCUUAGGAGUAAAGUUUUUCAAAGACAUUGAUACGCGAAUAAUGUUAUUAAAUAUAAGUUUGAAGCAUGUAAAAAGCGUAUUAACUUAUGGGAAUUAUAAUCCAUAUUUGUAAUAAUAUCUAUAUAAAAUAGCAGUCUCGUAUAAGGCGGUAACGUUAUUAUUGCCUGAAAUAUGAAGUAACGAUAAUUUUUUCAUAUACGAAGUCUACCUAUAACUGGUUACUAUUUAGCGAGGAGUAUUAUCGUGUACCAAUGUAAUAUAUUUGGCAGUUGCGCGAGCCAUGUGACUGUGACGCGAGAUAUAUACAUACAUAUAUAUAUAUAUAUAUAUAUAUAUAUAUGUGUGUGUGUAUAUAUGUAUGUAUGUAUACAUACUUUUUUAAUGUUAUGACUACUUACAGUGCAGAAAUGUUUGUAGUUAUAAUAUUAAUGAAAUAUACUUCAUUGAGUAACAUAAGUGUGCAUCUCUUUGUAUGUAUAUAAAAGUAAUUUUUUUUUUACACGCAAUUGGAAUAAUGUAUUAUUGAUUUUUUCGCCUGCAUUUCUGUACUCUUUUCUCUUAUUUCUUAACUUUGUUCAAAAUGUAGAGAGGCUAACUUAUGUUAGUCUUAUUUUACAGAACAUAGAAAACAUGAGAAAGCAACAGGAAUGAACAGUUGUAAUGUCUAUUCACUUUUCUCAUCCGUAUUACGCGAUGAAUCCUCUUUUAUUAUAUUUUAUUUACAUGUUUUAAGUUUCACAAACUGGUUUUUUCGCAAAUUUUAAUGAAAUAUAAAUCGGUUGUUGUCACAAAAAUUAUAUAGAAUACUUUUUUUUUCUUUUGCGAUAUAUAUUAAGCAUGCAUUUAAAAUCUAACUCAAAUAUACUAGAGUGUUUAAUCAAUGAAGUAAAAUAAUAUUUUGUGACUAUACUGAAAACAGCGAGAGAGCGCAUUGAGGCGAAACGUUCAAUUAAUUUUGCUUCUAAUUCGCCAUGAUUAAUUAUUAUACCUAAGAGUAUUAUUACGGCAAAGCCUUAAACGAUAUUCUAUGGAGAAAAAUGUGUGAAAACUUUCGAUAGAAAUUUAUACAUGGUGAACACUUCUGCGCAAUAAUAAAAAUAUAAAUCUAAGUGGAAACGAAGCGAGCAAAAAAACGUCACAUUCGCUGUAGCAUAUUGUACAGUUUAUAAAAACUAAUACUAUUAGUAAUAACUUUAUAUGACUUUAAGCUUUAAACGUUUAGGAGGGAUUACAUACACUUUAUUAAACUUUGUAGAUAUAUUUUCAUUGAUAUAUCGAAUGUAUUAUAGGAAAAAAAAAAAUACUGCAAGUGACAUGAAAAAGGAGCAUAACUGAAUAUGCUUUAAGUGCCGGAAUAGUUAGAAUAUAAACGCUUUAUAUUCACAUACUUGCGUUUAUUUCUUUGAAAUUUUAUUGUGCGUCUUUUUAGGUCUUCACUUUCAGUUAUUGAUCUGUGAUUGUACAUUGUUAUCUACAUCUAUAUCUACAGUAUAAUAAAGUAAAAUGUUUAAAGCA
Molecule: messenger RNA, 5085 nt
Organism: Solenopsis invicta (red fire ant)
Lineage: Eukaryota; Metazoa; Arthropoda; Insecta; Hymenoptera; Formicidae
Gene: btz
Product: GATA zinc finger domain-containing protein 10
Exons: 9
Coding region: 230-2641 (803 amino acids)
Biological process (GO): mRNA processing
Cellular component (GO): exon-exon junction complex
Molecular function (GO): mRNA binding
Source: RefSeq, a predicted model, not a curated record